ACCAGUUAGCAGGGUGCUGACAGAAAGGGCAGCAGGUCCAAGGGGAGUUUUUUUUUUAUUUUUAAGGGCCGGGGACGUUAUGUGUAUGUACAUGAAGGAAGAGAGGGAAAAGGAUGUUAUGCAGAAAGAGUGGUGUUUGCUGCAGAGAGUAAUCGAGAAGCUUGAAAUGUCUGUCGUGUCAGCCUGCCUGGAGUGCAUCAGGCUGGAAGGAGGCAACAGCAGGAUGGAAUCGUCAUGUCUGGAUCUGGCUCUGGAAGGUGAGCGUCUCUGCAAGGCCGGCGACUAUCGCACCGGGGUCUCCUUCUUUGAGUCUGCCAUACAAGUUGGGACGGAGGACCUCCAAAUCCUCAGCGCCAUCUACAGCCAGCUGGGAAAUGCCUACUUUCACCUUCAAGAGUAUAAUAAAGCCCUGGAGUACCAUCGGCACGACCUCACACUGACCAGAACAAUUGGAGAUGAACUCGGUGAAGCCAAAGCCAGCGGUAACCUCGGGAACACGUUGAAGCUUCUAGGGCGGUAUGAUGAAGCAGUGGUUUGUUGCCAAAGACAUCUGGACAUUACAAAAGCCAUUUAUGAUAAGGUUGGGCAGGCUCGAGCGCUGUAUAAUUUCGGAAACGUUUACCACGCCAAAGGCAAAAGCAUCUGCUGGAGUGGAGCGGAGCCAGGCGAGUUUCCAGAGGAGGCCCGGGUCGCCCUGAGGAAAGCUGCACAGUACUACGAAGCAAACUUGUGCCUGGCGAAGGAGUUGGGUGAUCAUGCAGCUCAGGGCCGCACCUACGGGAACCUGGGGAACGCGUACUAUCUGCUGGGGAACUUUGAAACCGCAGCCGCUGCACAUCAGAAGCGGCUCCUCAUUGCUAAAGAAUUUGGGGAUAAGUCUGCAGAGCGGCGGGCCCACUGCAACCUGGGUAAUGCUUUCAUAUUCCUCGGGCAGUUUGAAAUCGCAGCUGAUCACUACAAGAGGACUCUGCAGCUGGCCCGGCUUUUGAAAGACAGAGCGGUGGAGGCUCAGGCCUGUUACAGCCUGGGCAACACCUACACACUACUGCAGGACUACGAGAGAGCCAUCGACUAUCACCUCAAACAUCUGGUCAUUGCUCAGGACCUCAGUGACCGAGUCGGAGAAGGAAGAGCCUACUGGAGCUUAGGAAAUGCCCACACUGCCCUGGGGAAUCAUGAGCAGGCCAUGUUCUUCGCUGAGAAACAUCUGGAAAUUGCCAAAGAGACUGGAGAUAAAAGUAGUGAAGUGACAGCCAGGAUGAACUUGUCCGACCUACGGCUGGUCGUGGGCCUCAAGUCCAGCUCUAACGCGCAGAAAAUCUUCGGUAACACCGACAGCCCUGCUCUCCCAGAAGGCCAGCAGUGUUACAUCAACCUACCAGGGGUGAAGUCUUCGUUCAGGAUGAGAGGCAGUGCGGAAAACCUGAAUCAAAGUGCUGAUAAAAAUCAGAGCCGCGAUUUGCAAAUUCACCUAGAUAAAGAAGUGGACUUAUUCCCGGAUCCAUCAAAAAACAACACAAUCAUGGCAUCUACUAAACUCUUCCUCUUCCACCGGCUGAGAAUCAAGAAGCAGAAGGACAGCAAGUCUUCUAAAGACCAGGAGGAAAACCACGCGGAACAUGCGACCUCUGAGGAGGACUCACCUGUGUCCUCUAAGAAAAAUAACCGGGACACUAUUGGAGAGGAUAGCUUUUUCGACCUCCUCUCUCGUUUCCAGGGCAACAGAAUGGACGACCAAAGGUGCACACUGGAUGGCCAGAGCCCUCCUCCUGCCCAUCCCUCUCCCUCCUCCAACUUACCUGUAGCUGAAGGCCAAUGUAUUUCAGAGCACGAAACACCAUCACAGGAUCCUGGACAUUUCCUGGAGCUGCUGGCCAGCUCCCAGGCCCGUCGUCUGGACGACCAGAGAGUCAGCCUCAACCAGUUUCCUGGCUUACGUCUCAACACCUCCAACCCGCCUCGUUUACCCUCCACCUCCAGCACAGACCAGACGCCAUCAAAUGCACUAACAUCCAGUGCGGACAGCAACGACACACCCUCCCUCUACAGCUGCCUGGAGGCCAGUGCUGAGCAGCCCGAAGGGGACGAUGUCUUCUUCGACAUGCUGGUCAAGUGCCAGGGCUCCAGACUGAACGACCAGAGGUGCGCCGCUCCACCUUCUGCAUCAAAGGGACACACGGUUCCAACUGAGGAUUUUUUCAGUCUCAUCCUGCGUUCCCAAUCCAACAGGAUGGAGGAGCAGCGGGUCCCCCCUCCCCCCAACAUCCCUCAGUCCAAACCAGGCUGACUUCACCCAGAGAUUUGUUGUCGUAUCUCAGGAUGUUGAAUGAAGACGCCAACCUCAUUUUAUUUUGAUUUUAUUUUUGUUUUUUCCAAUUCAAAAUUCUGUUUUUUUUUUUUAACCACAACACGGCUGUCGUGGGAUUCUACAAGGCUUCGGGAUCACAGAAACAGGAGCAACCUCUGUGCCGGUCACCUCUGCCGACUCUGGAGGGAUCAAAUCACUCGCACAAACUCUAGGUUGUGGUGGUUCAUGUUGAACCUGAUCAGUUUGUUUUCCACCAUUUCAAACAAAAAACUAAGAGUUGUAAUGUAUUUUAUCAUCAACUGGCAGUAAAACAAACUGGAUGAGUGCAGAGCCUGUCCUGCACGUUAAUUAAGUUGGUCUUAAGAGUGGGAUGUUUUAAUUUGAAUUGACCUCAGAGCGGAUCAGAGACUUUCAAAUGACAAAAUCUGGGAAAAGAAAAUGUCUUCAGACACAAAUAUUUACAGCAUCGGCUUGGAGAUGUUGUUUCUGGAGAGAAAGUGUUUAAAAUUGUUUUAAGAUAAUGAACUGAAAUGUGAUUUUUAUUGUUUUUCAGAAGUGUAACAACAUUUCACAAAUGAUUAACUAGUGUUUGGGAAAAAAAGAAGUCUUUAUUGCUUUUAUACUGAUGUCUUCUCUUGUUAAAGGAGAAAUAA
This is a messenger RNA of Cololabis saira (Pacific saury), 2961 nucleotides long. RefSeq names its product G-protein-signaling modulator 2-like. Lineage: Eukaryota; Metazoa; Chordata; Actinopteri; Beloniformes; Belonidae. The transcript is spliced from 15 exons. Gene Ontology annotation, molecular function: GTPase regulator activity; protein binding. The coding region runs from base 80 to 2287 and encodes 735 amino acids. The record is from RefSeq and is a predicted model, not a curated record.